AUGAACAAUGGCCAAAUGAAGGAGUCUUUAUCUGGGACCACCACAAUCGAGGAUCUUGAGGAGCAGACCUUCAUCGCUUUUUGCGAGUUUGGUUAUCGGGGCCAGUACAGAACGCUUUCCAGAAAGGACGAACAGAACGGAGAGGCUUCGAGUGCCGAGGGUAAGGAUCUUUUGAAGAAGAUAAGGAAUUCACUGGACAAGCAGCCUCAGUGUGUUCCAACCCAGAUCUCCUUGCCCGUGCCAAGAUAUACGUCUUCGCGACCCGGUAUCUCGUUGAAGCGUUAA
Molecule: messenger RNA, 285 nt
Organism: Penicillium daleae
Lineage: Eukaryota; Fungi; Ascomycota; Eurotiomycetes; Eurotiales; Aspergillaceae
Exons: 2
Coding region: 1-285 (94 amino acids)
Source: RefSeq, a predicted model, not a curated record